AUGGCGGACGAGGGCGCCGAUGAGGUGAAAGUAUUUCGACGAACAGACGCCGAAGAUCUCGAAACCAAUGCCCAGUCUAGUCAUCAAUUGGCUGAAGAUAAGAAGGACGUUGUUCUAGAGACUGAGCUAGAAUCUCGGCCUAAUGGUGAUCCCUUAAUAGGACGUCGAACGAACGAGAAGAUGAGUAAAUCACCUUCGAAUGGAGCCAAUGCGUUCAUGGUCAUUCGACCAUCGAUGGCAAUGUUCGGAUCGUGUUCACUACGACCUUUGCUUAGCGAAGAUUGGCAAGAGUGGUUCUGA
Molecule: messenger RNA, 300 nt
Organism: Haemonchus placei
Lineage: Eukaryota; Metazoa; Nematoda; Chromadorea; Rhabditida; Trichostrongylidae
Source: the annotation of a GenBank genome assembly